Messenger RNA from Fopius arisanus, 1578 nucleotides. Its product is annotated as KH domain-containing, RNA-binding, signal transduction-associated protein 3. The coding region runs from base 215 to 1291 and encodes 358 amino acids. The transcript has 7 exons. Gene Ontology annotation, biological process: regulation of alternative mRNA splicing, via spliceosome. NCBI's taxonomy places the organism in Eukaryota, Metazoa, Arthropoda, Insecta, Hymenoptera, Braconidae. Gene Ontology annotation, cellular component: nucleus. The record is from RefSeq and is a predicted model, not a curated record. Gene Ontology annotation, molecular function: mRNA binding.
CACCGAGUUUUCGUACGUACCUUCGAGUCCUCUCUAUUCCGUUGAUUCCAUUAAAUCAAUCGAAUACUCAUUAAUUUUAAUAAUUUCCGAAUAUUUUCGUUAAUCGUCAUUACCUCCUGCUCUGUUUGCCCUUUGGUUGCCAUUGUGGUAGCACGUGAUUACUCUGGUGGAGGAUCAAUUUGAGUUCUCCAAUAAAUGUUUACAUUUUGUGAGGAUGGCAUAUAUUAUGCAGGACUCGAGCAGUGUGACAGGGGGUGGUUGUAGUAGAAGUGCCAGUAGCAUAACUCGCGGCAACAUCGUGCCAGGAAAUUGCGACGGGUUGGAACGACGAAUGGUAGACAUCACCAGAGAUAAGCCGAUUAAAGUUGCUGUCAGGGUCCAAGUGCCUGUUCGAGAUCACCCUAAGUUCAAUUUCGUUGGGAAGCUGUUGGGUCCAAAGGGAAAUUCAUUGAAACGUCUUCAAGAAGAGAGUGGCUGCAAAAUGGCAGUGCUUGGACGUGGAUCUAUGAAAGAUCGGCAAAAGGAGGAAGAGUUACGUACCAGUGGUGAUCCAAAGUUCUCUCAUCUUACGGAGGAUCUUCACGUAGAAAUAAGUGCCUAUGCCACACCAGCUGAGGCGCACGCCCGCAUUGCCUAUGCCCUCGUCGAAGUCCGUCGCUUCCUCGUCCCCGAUUACAAUGAUGACAUACGACAAGAACAGAUGUGGGAGAUGCAGAUGAUGAACUGCACGGAAAAUAGCCAGGAUGACUUAUCAAGCCUAGAUACUAAUUCAGAACCAACUAGUUCACCAAUUUCUAGUACCACUGGACAUCCUAAUGAAGGUCAGGAUUUCGGCAAAACUUCAGGGACUUCAUCCCAUUGCAAAACUUCAGGUCGAAAGCGGCCUUUAGUCUCUGGAAAUCGACCUGCCAUGUCCCCAACGAAAAGAACGGUCAUGUCACUUUUGGCAAGGGCGAGAGCUGCCCAGAAUAAAGAGCAUCUACAACCAGCGCAAAUUGUUGCUCACACACAAACACCAACUGUCCAUCAAGCGACUUUAGCAAUGAUCCCACAAGCUCCAAAUCAGUCCACAACUCAUGCUAUAGCACAGGUACCCAGAAUUCAAUUAAUCGGUCAGACAGUAGCAACCCAACAUCAAACGUUAAGAAGACAGACAAUUAUUCCAUCUCAUUCGCAACAUCAGAUUCUGUCACCUGCAAUUGGGCUCAUUCAUGCGCAAAGGACCACCGGUGGUUCAACUGUGCUUCCACUUCUACGAGAGGAUCUUGUUGCUGGAGUGAAUCUCGUUUAAUGCUCGGAUCUCCAAUCGAAGAGUGGACUUGAUUUGUUCAUCCCUUUAAUUCUCAUAAAAUUUUAAGAAAGGUGGGCAAUUUAUGAAAGGUAGAUUGUAAGAAUAUUUUUUCUCUCCGUUUUUGUAUUUAAUAAUCAGGGUUGACUCUAUUUUCUUGUAUUCUCAUUUAUCUUUACAACCCUCGGACCAACUUCUCUAUUCAUUGGCUGCGUUAGACGGACAAUUGUGCUGAUAUAGCAAUUAGAUAGACAAAUUGAAGUGCGAUGUAUAUUCGAAUUAUUCGAAUU